CUCCCAAUCUCAGAUAGCUGCCAGGCUCUUCAUUCACUCACCCACCCACCCUCCAUGUGGCGAGGAGAAGGAGGUCUGGACCCCCUUCCUGACAGCUUCAUCUUGCAGCCACCAAUCUUUUACCCGGUAAUCCCCUAUGUCACGACAAUUUUUGGUGGCCUUCGUGCUGGGAAGAUGGUCAUGGUCCAGGGCGUGGUCCCACCUGAUGCUCAUGCCAGGUUCCAGAUCGAUUUCCAGUGUGGCUGCAGCCUGCAGCCACGGCCAGAUAUCGCCAUUCAUUUUAACCCUCGAUUCUACACCAAUAAACCCCAUGUCAUCUGCAACACCCUGAACUGUGGAAGAUGGCAGCGGGAGGCACGCUGGCCGGGGCUGGCCAUGGGCAGAGGGGACAGUUUCCUGAUCCUCUUCCUCUUUGGAAAUGAGGAUGUAAAGGUGAGCGUGAAUGGCCAACACUUCCUCCACUAUCCGUACCGGCUCCCGCUGUCUAGAGUGGACACCCUGGGCGUUUACGGCCAUAUCUUUGUGAAAGCCAUCGGAUUCCUGAACAGCAAUCCCUUUGUGGAGGGUGGAACAGAGUACCCAACUGGACACCCUUUUUUACUGAAGAGCUCCAGACUGGCAGUUCCCUGCACUUGGCCUCUUCCCCAGGGCCUGUGGCCAGGACAGGUCAUCGUGGUGCGGGGCCUCGUGUGUCCCAACCCUCAGGAAUUCACACUGAGCCUACAGGACGAUUCAGCCCAAAGACCCAUGAAGCUCGAGGUUUCCUUUAGAAAUCGCACGUUGGCCUGGAUCUCCCCAUGGGGCCGGAAGGAGCUGAUCUCAGCCCCUUUCCUCUUUCACCCACAGCGCUUCUUUGAGGUCCUGCUCCUGUGCUGGGACAAUGGCCUCAAAUUAGCCCUGAAUGGGAAUGCGGUGGGGGCUGCCAGCCUGGGGCAGCGGGCCCUAGGGCGGCUCCGGGUGCUUCGGAUCAGCGGCAGUGUGGAGCUCUACUGUGUCCAUUGCUAGAGACCACCCGGGAGCAUCCCUCGCCCUGGGUCACCCCGGGGCCCAUCCAGCGGCAGCCUGGGCCUCUGUCAGCUACCUCCUCUCUGAUUCCUGAACUUCAUGUUGGCUUUUCUCCCCAGCCUGGCUUCAGAGGUGCAGGGAUGCCUACCCUCCCUAAGGGCAGAGACUUUGGGCUGGCCCACAAUUCCCCAGGGAUGCACACCAGUCAAGAAGGUGGAGAGAACUGGCUGGCAUUUUAUAAGGUGGAAGG
This is a messenger RNA of Dromiciops gliroides (monito del monte), 1255 nucleotides long. It is a transcript of the gene LGALS12, whose product is annotated as galectin 12. NCBI's taxonomy places the organism in Eukaryota, Metazoa, Chordata, Mammalia, Microbiotheria, Microbiotheriidae. Gene Ontology annotation, biological process: lymphatic endothelial cell migration; intrinsic apoptotic signaling pathway. The transcript has 9 exons. Gene Ontology annotation, molecular function: integrin binding; lactose binding. The coding region runs from base 55 to 1005 and encodes 316 amino acids. The record is from RefSeq and is a predicted model, not a curated record.